Messenger RNA from Daldinia caldariorum, 2188 nucleotides. RefSeq names its product WD40 repeat-like protein. Lineage: Eukaryota; Fungi; Ascomycota; Sordariomycetes; Xylariales; Hypoxylaceae. Gene Ontology annotation, molecular function: protein binding. The record is from RefSeq and is a predicted model, not a curated record. Bases 161 to 1630 code for a protein of 489 amino acids. The transcript has 2 exons.
UUUACAUUUUAGGUAGGUACAUUAUGUCUCCACCCUAUCUAUCUUCUCCACUUUAUUUUUUUUUCUAUCUUGCGUCGAUUCUCUUCAGAACUCCAAAUUUUCUUACGAAACUCAAACUAUAGAAACCAACUAGUUAAUUAAUUCAAAAGCCAAACACGCGAUGGGCAAGCGAAAGCGGACAGAUGUCCCCUCUAACGGAGGGAAAACACAAGAACUUACUAUUCUCAAGAAACCUAAAACCACCGAGUCGUCGUUACAAGCAGAAACAGAAAGCUCUUCCCCGUUGACGAUUCAGGUCGUUACAGGAUCCUAUGAUCGAAUUCUUCACGGAUUGACAGCUACUAUCUCUGCCAACGACGAAGUAGAGUUUGCUGAUACCUUUCUCUUCAAUGCGCAUAGCUCAGCGAUACGAUGCAUAGCCCUCUCACCCCCCUCGGCGCCCGAACCAGGCAAAUUGCAGAAGGUCAUGCUGGCUUCGGGUAGCAGCGACGAGCGUAUCAAUGUCUACAAUAUCUCGGCACACCCGCCCAGCCGCAAAGAUCAAGAUAUAUUUUCCUCCGUUGCCCCUCGAAAGAUAUUAGAAAACCCCAAAAAUCGGGAGCUGGGGACGCUAUUACAUCACUCUUCCACAAUAACCAAGCUAUCCUUUCCUACCAAGUCAAAGCUCAUCUCCGCCUCCGAAGACUCAACCAUAGCUGUCACUAGGACGAGGGACUGGUCACUGCUAUCGACUAUUAAAGUACCUGUACCGAAGCCCCAAGGGAGACCGAGUGGUGAUACGGCGGCCUUGGGUGCGACGCCGGCUGGCGUCAACGAUUUCGCCGUACAUCCCAGCAUGAAGCUUAUGAUCAGCGUGAGCAAAGGCGAGAGAUGUAUGCGACUAUGGAAUUUAAUGACGGCUAAGAAGGCCGGUGUGCUUAAUUUUACCCGAGAGAUACUGCAAGAAGUUGGGGAAGGAAAACAUGCGCUAGGGGAGGGCAGGAAAGUGGUUUGGGGUAGCACCGAAGACGGCGAUGAAUUCUGCAUAGGGUUUGACAGGGACGCGCUGGUGCUCGGUAUGGAUAGCACGCCAAAAUGCAGAGUUAUGCCAGACACGAGAAGGAAGAUUCACGAAAUCCGCUACGUCGAGAUAGACGGCGCGAACGAUUCGUCGCUACUUGCCGUGUCGACCGAAGACGGGAAAAUCAUGUUCUUCUCUACCAAGAGCCAGGAUCUCACCCCGGGAAAAUCGUCUACGGAAGGAAAGGGAAAGACGCCACUGCCAGUAGCCAAGUUGAUUGCGGAGCUUGGCGGAAAGGAAGCCGGGGUUUCUGGACGUAUCAAGGAUUUCAGCGUAGUAAGAUCCUCGAAGGGGAAUGGGGCAGAUAAUAUAUUCAUAGCAGCCGGCAGUAGCGAUGGAAAGCUGCGCGUGUUCAAACUCGCAGUCGCGGAGCUCAAGGAGGCGAUAAAGGCGAAGGCAACGAAGGCCGUGGGCAAAUUACUCGGUACUUACGAGACCCAGAACAGGAUAACGUGCGUGGAGGCAUUUGCAAUGAUACCCCGGCCGGAGAGCGUAGAGGAGAGUGAAGACGAGACGGAGGAUAGCUCGGAGGAUGAGGAAAACGAAGAUGACGAUGAAGAUGAGAAGUAAUGAAUUAAAGCCCGUGCAUAACGAAUGUCGCAUCACGUUGUCAAAUAUAGGUACCUACCUUGUAAUAAUCUCCCCGGGCUAGAGAUCCGAGUACGAUUUAAAGUGAGGAUUAUAUUACCAUAGGUAUGAUAUACUAGGUUAGAGGUACUUAUCAAUUGGUGUCGAAAGGAGGUUUUGAGGCUGAGGAGGGCAAUAAUUAAUACCCCAUCCAUUAUUAGAGUUAACCUGGUUUUCUCAUCUCGGAGAUAUACGUAAACCUUCUAGAAAGACGACAUGGUCUGAUAAAUAGGGGUAAGCCCUUUUUUUUGGUCUUAUCCAUUAGUUACCCACCUAUACAUUUCCUUUCAUCAACCAUGCGCUUCUUUUCAUGAACUGACCUAGACGUUCCCGGGCUUGGGAGUUGAUUGAAACGUCGACCCUCUUUUGUAGCGAAUGCCGCAUGGGAGGUUGUACCGCAUUAAAAAAUAGCGAUAGAUAAAAGCCGUUUGCUUGUUUUUCUUUGGCGCCACGGCAUAUAUACCUACCUAGGUAUAUUAUAUUACAUACCUCCUCAAUACA